CCUACCCUGAGCACCGGGUCGCUGGUCCAACUAUGGAGGCAACUACAGAUCUUCAGGACACAGCCUCGUUAACGAUAACUCCGAAGUUUGAGUUUAACCCAAAGUGGGGCAUUGAUAAUCCUGUCCUCUCUCUGGCUGAAGACUACGACCCCUCUGAUCUCUGGAGCCUGCAGCGGCCUCGUUUCUGUCUGCUGAGCAAAGAGGAAGGCAGGAGUUUUGGCUUCCACCUGCAGCAGGAGCUGGGCAGGGCUGGGCCUGUGGUGUGCAGGGUGGAGCCAGGCACCUCUGCCCAGCACCAGGGUCUUCGGGAAGGGGACCGGAUCCUGGGGGUGAAUGACCAUGUCGUGGAAUGUGAAGACUAUGCUGUGGUGGUUCGCUGCAUCCGGGCUAGCGGUCCUCGGGUGCUGCUGACGGUCUUGGCGCAGCACGUGCAUGACGUGGCUCAAGCUCAGCAGGGCAACAGUGCCCACCUCUGUCCUCCUCUCGGCCCGCGGGUCCGGCCCCGACUAUGCCACGUAGUGAAAGAUGACGGUGGCUUUGGCUUCAGUGUCACCUACAGCCAUCAGGGUCCUUUCUGGCUGGUGCUGAGUCCUGGAGGAGCAGCGGAGCGGGCAGGGGUGCCCCCGGGGGCCCGGCUGCUAGAAGUGAACGGGGUCAGCGUGGAGAACUUCACUUACAGCCAACUCAGCAGAAAGCUUUGGCAGAGUGGAGAGCAAGUGACCCUGCUGGUGGCAGGGCCAGAGGUGGAGGAACAGUGUCGCCAGCUGGGAAUGCCCCUGGCUGCGCCCCUGGCAGAGGGCUGGGCCCUGCCCACCAGGCCCCGCUGUCUGCACCUAAAGAAAGGGCCCCAGGGCUUUGGGUUCCUGCUUCGUGAGGAGAAAGGUCUUGACGGUCGCCCUGGACAGUUCCUGUGGGAGGUGGACCCAGGACUACCAGCUGAGAAAGCCGGGAUGCAGGCCGGGGACCGGCUGGUGGCUGUGGCUGGGGAAAGUGUGGAGGGGCUGGGCCAUGAGGAGACGGUGUCCAGGAUCCGGGCGCAGGGCUCCUGUGUCUCCCUCACUGUUGUCGACCCUAAGGCUGACCGCUUCUUCAGCAUGGUUCGCUUGUCCCCACUUCUCUUCUUGGAGAACACGGAGGCUCCUGCCUCUCCCCAAGAAACCUGCUCGGCCUCUCUGGUUGAAACCAAGGACCUACCAGAUGAAGGGACAACCAUGCCUCCUGUCCUGGGCGGCUCCCACCAGUGCUCCCUGUACCCUGGGCCUGGCGGUGCCUAUGGCUUCCGACUUAGCUGUGUGGCCAGUGAGCCUCGCAUCUUCAUCUCCCAGGUGACCGUAGGAGGUUCAGCGGCCCGGGCAGGGCUGCAAAUGGGAGAUGUGAUUCUGGAGGUGAACGGGUAUCCCAUGAGUGGAGAGAAUGACCUGGAAAAGCUUCAGCAGCUGGCCGAGGCUGAGCCACCCCUCCACCUGAAGCUGGCAGCGAGGUCUUGCCCGGGCUCGGAAGCCUGCAACCCCCCCACGUUCGGAGAGGACUGGGCUCCAGCGUCAGAGCUGCUAUAG
Molecule: messenger RNA, 1556 nt
Organism: Odobenus rosmarus divergens (Pacific walrus)
Lineage: Eukaryota; Metazoa; Chordata; Mammalia; Carnivora; Odobenidae
Gene: NHERF4
Product: PDZ domain containing 3
Exons: 11
Coding region: 33-1556 (507 amino acids)
Biological process (GO): protein localization to plasma membrane
Cellular component (GO): apical plasma membrane
Molecular function (GO): signaling receptor binding; protein-membrane adaptor activity
Source: RefSeq, a predicted model, not a curated record